UCGCUGAUAUUCAAGGCAAGUACACCCAAAGUUGAUCUGUUAUAGAUAUUACGGAGGAGGUAUGAGUUUCGUUAUCGGCAUGACCAUUGUCGGUACUAUGUUAAACGAGCAUAAAAUAACGAAACGGCAAAAGACAAGGGCUAUUAAGGGGUUAGAAGCAAUCCACAAGCAUGGCAUCCUCCACAAUGACAUUCGGGAGGAAAACAUCCUAAUUAACGAUAACUGAUUGACUUCGGGAUAGCAAGUCGGGCGAACACAAAAAAGAAGAGAAAGCUUUUUGAGCCGGAAAUGUCAGGUGGUUAGUUAGACUG
Molecule: messenger RNA, 311 nt
Organism: Rhizophagus irregularis DAOM 181602=DAOM 197198
Lineage: Eukaryota; Fungi; Glomeromycota; Glomeromycetes; Glomerales; Glomeraceae
Source: RefSeq, a predicted model, not a curated record